Messenger RNA from Exaiptasia diaphana, 5469 nucleotides. Its product is annotated as pre-mRNA cleavage complex 2 protein Pcf11. The transcript is spliced from 12 exons. Gene Ontology annotation, cellular component: cytoplasm; mRNA cleavage factor complex. Gene Ontology annotation, molecular function: phosphatidylinositol binding; mRNA binding; ubiquitin binding. The coding region runs from base 88 to 4452 and encodes 1454 amino acids. NCBI's taxonomy places the organism in Eukaryota, Metazoa, Cnidaria, Anthozoa, Actiniaria, Aiptasiidae. Gene Ontology annotation, biological process: termination of RNA polymerase II transcription. The record is from RefSeq and is a predicted model, not a curated record.
UUUUGAAUUUCGUUUUCUGUCUUCUCUGAAAUAUUCUUCUUUUUCUUCCCCYUUUUCUCUCGCUUUUUCAAAUUGUUACCUACAGAAAUGGACGUAGAAGAACAGUCUAUUGUUGAGGAAUACGCGUCGUCUUUGGAAGAUCUAACUUUUAACUCAAAACCACUUAUAAAUGUGUUAACUAUGUUAGCCGAAGAGAACAGUAGAUAUGCUUCAAGCGUUACCAAACUCAUCGAAGAACGGAUUUAUAAGGUUUCACAGCAGCACAAGCUUCCUUCUCUAUACCUUCUUGAUUCUAUUAUCAAAAAUGUUGGUGGUAUAUACUUGAAUCUCAUAGCUCAAGUGUUGGUCAAAGUGUUUGUCUCUGUCUUUGAAAAGGGUGAUGAGAAAACUCGAAAAGAUUUAUACAAGCUUCGGCAUACUUGGCCCCAAUACUUUUCAGCUAAGAUAUUACAUGAUGUAGAUGUUAAUAUCAAUCAGUUAGAYCCUGGAUGGCCAAUAACUGCAGUCCCACCACCAUCACCCUCCAUUCAUGUUAAUCCAAAAUUCCUCAAAAAGGCUGAAGUAGUAACACCACCAGCUCCUGUUAAAGYACCAGAUGUAUCUAAAGAAAAUGAGAAAGAAGUUCUUAUGGAACAUCAAAAAAGACUAGCUGAACUACAAAGACUUCAAGAGGAACAGCUUCGACUUACUGAACAGGAAAUCCAGGAACACCAACUUAAGAGAGAUUUGAUUCUGAAAAAGCAAGAGCAAGAAAGAAAAGCACUUAUGACCCAACAGCAACAACUUUUGYUAACUUUAAGGCUUGAAUCUGAACUUGGAACAGCUGAAUUGAAUGAGAAAACCUCUAUAACAGCUGUAUCCACAAAGGCAGAAAUGACCCCRUCAAGCCAUAGCAUAACAACUAGUAGAGACCCUAGAUUGCAACGCCAAGAACAGGCACCACAUAAUAACAACAACAGAUCCCAACAGCAAGGACAGAAAGACAAUGAAGUGAACCAUAGACMRGCAUUAGAUCCAAAGCAGAGAGAUCAAUCUAAUAAUCAUAGAACUAAAAAGAAUUUUGAAAGAACUCAUGGUCCAACUAUGUCAAAUAAUAACUCUAAGAGAAGAAGUAGAAGUCAAUCUCCACCAAAUGAGAGGGAAACAAAAUUUCAACGAAUUGAUGGUUAUCCAAAGAAUAGAGAUGAUAGACUAGAUAUUGAUAAACAUCCAAGAGAUGACAGGCAACCCAAACGACGUAGAAGUUUUGAUGGAAGUGAAAAUUCAAGUGAUACAAGAAUGGUAUUUCAAGAUAAUCAAGGAAAAUUUGAGCCAAGAGGAUAUAGAGGAAGAGGGGAACGAGGGAAAGGAGACAGAGGAAGGGGUGACAGAGGAAGGGGUGACAGAGGAAGGGGUGAUAGAGGAAGGGGUGAUAGAGGAAGAGGUGAUAGAGGAAGAGGUGAUAGAGGAAGAGGUACCAGAGGAAGAGAUAGAGAUAGAAGCGGUAAACCUAUUAGAGAUGAAAAAGGUCAGUACCACAGAGGACCAAGGCAUAGAGAAGACGAAAUGAGACAGAGGACUGUUCAUUUAAAACCUGAAAGUCGCAAUUCACCUCAAGCACAGUUUGAUGACAUUGAAAMUGAAACAGUUCCAGAUCUUGUUAAACCAAGGCCUUUAUUUUCUAAAGAAGAGGUUGCUGAAUUACAGUCCAGUGAAUUUGUUUUGAAUGAAAAUGAUUCAGAAAGUGCAMCUAUACCACAAGAACUUAGUUUAGAACACAAAAGUGUCAUCCUGGAAGAAGCAAAAAGACGUGUUGAAGCAGGUCACAUAUCCCAAGAACAGUACAUUGAACUUAUUGAUAAACUAGCAGAAUUCUAUGAACUCCAAAGGCAGCAAGAAUUGGAAAUUCAACAUUCUGAUGAAAACAUUCUUGAGCAAAAUGUGAAUGAAAACCCUGAAGUUGCUGGUCCUCCAGGUCCUGAACCUCUAGGUCCUGAAUCUCUAGGUCCUGAAUCUCUAGGUCCUGGUCCCAGAAACCAACGUGGUAGAGGAGGACGAUCAAAUAGAAGGUCUUGGAAGAGACGACCUGUUGAGGGUACUCGGCAAUUUCAUAGGGAUGGUCCUCCCAGGAAGGAACAAAGGACAGAUGAAUCAUGGAGAAGAGAUGGACCCCCAAGAAGCAAUCCAGGUGGUGUUUUUGAUGGACCACYAAGGCCCAGUAGAAAUCCAAGAAUGGAUGACAAAAGAAGAGAUCAACCCCCAUAUAUCAGAGAGGGUAGACCACCCAUGGAUAGACCAGGCCCUCCUGAUGGUGGACCUUGGAGAGAAAGUGAAAGGUUGCCUCCUCAUGAUCCUGGGUCUUCUCGCCAACGCCGUCCUCCACCAGAAAAACCUGGUACCAUUAUYCCACAAAAUAUUGAUGAAUUAGAAAUGAGAUCCAGAGGGAGAGAUCCUGCUAUGAAUCCUCGACAUUUUGGUGAGCGAAUCCACCAGGAUGAACCAUUGCUUGGCAGAGGAAGGCCUCUACAUGCUGAAGUACCWCYACUUGGACAUGGAAGACCUGUUGAACAUUUCCAGGGACCACYRGAUGGCCCUGGSCAUGAAWUGCCACCACACCUUAGACCUAUGCCUCAUCCUAUAGAGCCAGGAACAUCUAUUAGAAUACAUGGCCCUCCCAGGGAAAUAAUUCUAUCUCAUCUCCCAGAAUCAGAUCAAAUUCCUGGAUCUCAUGCUGGGGCACCUGGUAUACACCAUGGACCACACCCAGUUGAAACUGGGCGACAUCCUGAUUAUGGUCCAGAACCAGGUCUUCCUGUACCACAUCAUCAUGGAGAACCAGGUCCUGGACAGCAUCCAGGWGARCCUGAUCUUCGUCUAUUAAUCCGYAAUAGGGAACCACACCCUCUUCCUGGAAAACCAGAUCUUCACCAACAACGUGGACAACCAGGUCAUCCUCCUGUAAUCUCCCAGGGGGAACCAGCUCUUCUUCCUGGCAUGCACCCUAUGGAACCUGGUCAUCAUUCUGUUMAUCUCCAYAGAGAGUCAUCUCCAGUGCGUCACCUUGGAGAAGCACCAGAUCUUCCUGGACAGCCAGGUCUAUAUCCUGACCAUCACAUCUCAGAYGCUGGCCGUCAAGAAAUCAUAAUUGGACCAGGACAACAAGGCAAUGCUGGGCCACAUGGUCMACCACACUURYUAGGUUCUGGUCAAGGGUCUCCACAAAGACAUGGCACAGAAACACCACCACCAUCUAUCCCAUCUGGUGCACCACCAACGCCAUCACGAAUGGACAAAAGGACUGUAGAUGACCUUUUUUCAAGGCUUGUACAAGUUGGUAUCAUAAARGUAGCUGAAGAGCCAGUGGUURAUACACCACCCAGGAUAKCAACCCCUCCUUUGCAACAGCCCCUCAUGAAACCACACCCYAUGGUGCCACACCCAGUUUCAUCUAGCUCAGCCCCCAUACAAGGACCUYMAGCAUCUCAARCUUCUAAAAUGACRCCUAUGAAUUUACAAAAACUGCAAGAAAUGAUUGAAAAAUCUAGAGAAGCCUCUACUGUAAUUCCAAUAAUAUCACUGGAUCCUCAUGAUUUGAAAAAGCGGCAUUCUGCAAUCAUUGGUCUGUUGUAUAGAGGGAAGCAGUGUUCWACAUGUGGUCUUCGGUUUGAUGGAGAAGCAGAAGCCUUCUAUAGGGAACAUUUGGACUGGCAUUUUAGAAGAAAUAGAAGAGAAAAAGAUGGAAGAAGAAUUGCCCACAAACAGUGGUUCAUCCCACUUAAAGACUGGCUUGAAUAUGAAGAAAUCACAGAUCCAGAAGAAAAAGCCCAUAGUUCUUUUUUUGAUGCCGAGAAACCUAACACUGAGAGCACUACAGUGAAUACACAAGUUGGUGAUGGCAGCUGUCCAGUAAUGCCCACAGAUACUGAAGCUGAAUCGGUUUGUGAUAUUUGUCAAGAAAAGUUUGAGCAGUUUUGGGAGGAAACUCAAGAAGAAUGGCACUACAAAGAAGCAAUUAGAGUUGGUGGAAAGACCUACCACGAGAUGUGCUACCAAGAUGCUAAGUCGAAUGUGGAGGGAACUGCAACAGAGGUAGAAGCAAAUGUAGACAACACAGAGAGUAAAGAAGAACCAGAUGAACGUCCUGAAGUGAAGGAAGAAACCAUAGAGCACAAGAAGGAAGAUGAACCAAAGGAUGCCAACAACACAGUAGAAGUCCCUGCGAAGAAAGAAGAUCAAGUAACAGUAGUGAAGACUGAGAGUGCUGAAAGUAGUGAASCUCAAUGUAGUGAAAGUUGUAAGGAUGCUAAUGGUGUGUCAACUCAGAGUGAUAUGAAAGCAAUGAAUGAAGUUAAAGUUMAAAUAGAAGUUACUGAAAGUAAUAAUUCAGAAGUGAAAAUAAAAGAAGAAAAUAAAGAUGAGAUUGAUGGUGGAGGCACAAGUGUUAUUAAAACUGAAACUACUGACAAAGAUUAGCUCCAAGAGGGCAGUUUUGUAUCAUGUUAAUCUUWUGGUUUUUAAAACCGUUUCARUCAUUCCAUAUUCAAUUAGUUCCCAAAAGGACAAACAAACAAAAAAUGAGAAGAAAAAAUGCAAAUGUUUUCAGUAUUGUGAUUCACUUGGAAUUCAUUUCUAUAUUUGUUUUUUUUUUUUUCAUCAAGUAUUUGAGUCGUCUUGUUGUAUGACUCCAACCCCACAUCCCUAUUGCUGUCAUUGUACUUGUGUGGAAUCUUMAAAAAGAUUGAAUAAAGAUAUUUUUGAACAACACCUGUUUGUAUGGGUUGUGCAUUUUGUUUGUUAGAGUGAAGUCAUGAAACCCACCAUACUUUUGUAUUGUUUAUGGCCAGUCUUAUUGAUUUUCCAUCAUUGGUAAAGAAACUGGUAGCUAGAUAAUCUCUCUUUAGUUAUCAAAUUCAAUGAAAAAGCACUUUUUCAUUUAUUCAUCUGACUAGAAAAAGAUUUUCUUUGGUGUGUUGGAAUUUUUUGACUUCACUCAAUGUUAUUUGUAUACUAGUUUAGAUGAGUUCGAUAAGUUGAAAAAAUGGUUAWUAUGUGAGUAAUAUAUAGUAAAAUUGUGCAACUAUUGCGUGUGAAUAUGCAAACUUUCCACAAUCACUCAGUUAAAGRAAGAUGUAUUUGACUGCAAAGAAAKKAUUGCAAAUYCAAAAAUCAGAUCUUCCAUGUGUUUUAGUGAAAGUAAUAAAUAUGUGUAGUGUAAUGUACAAUUUUACACACUUUAAUUAGAGUGAAGAUGAUCAUUAUGAUUCAUGGCUGUUCACCAAUAUAUUUUGAUCCUAUGCAAACCAUUUAAAGUAUAGUUAUUUGAAAUGUUGCAAAAUAUUUUUUUUUUAGAAUAAUUAUGUGUGAUGCUCUGUAUAUAAUUAUAAUUAACGGUAGUUUAUUGAGCUCUGAAAUUAUCCUGAUUUUUCAGAAAUGGGAUUGUACAUGUAUCUUUUUGACUUUGAAGAAAUGAAAUAAAGCCUUUUGAAAGUA